GCAGAGCGGAGAGCCAGAGAGCCAGAGCGCAGCGCGCAGAGCGCAGCAGCGGAGGACGCCGACCGUCCGGGGAGCAACAAAGUGGGGAAGAGGACUUUUCCCUCUCUGCUCGUGCGCGCCGCGGGACGCGGAGCCGCUCGGACGCCGCUCGGAAGCGCCUCUGCUCGGGUUCCGUCCUCCGCCUCACCUGCGGCUCCUCCUGCGGGCUUCGAUCCGCGCGGCGGCGGAGAUGCUGCCUGUGGAGCUGGACGCUGCCGCCGGGUCUUAGGCUGGAUUUACCGUCGCUGCCGCUGCUGCGUCCCUCGAACCGUCCGCGCCUCGGAGAAGCCCGCACGUAUGAUGGAGUACCGCCUGGCUCUGCUCCCGUUACUGGUUUUACACGAGCUCACAACUUUGGCAUACGGGUCCCGGCCCCGGCUGGAGGACGCCGCCCCCCGGGUCGUGGAGCACCCGUCCGACCUGAUCGUGUCGAAGGGCGAGCCGGCCACGCUCAACUGCAAGGCGGAGGGCCGGCCGACGCCCACGGUGGAGUGGUACAAGGACGGCGAGCGCGUGGAGACGGACCGCGAGGACCCGCGCUCGCACCGCAUGCUGCUGCCCAGCGGCUCGCUCUUCUUCCUCAGGAUCGUGCACGGGAGGCGGAGCAAGCCCGACGAGGGCGUCUACGUCUGCGUCGCCCGCAACUACCUGGGCGAGGCGGUCAGCCGCAACGCGUCGCUGGAGGUGGCAAUUCUUCGGGACGACUUCCGCCAGACGCCCAGUGACGUGGUGGUGGCUGCAGGGGAGCCGGCCGUCAUGGAGUGCAUCCCCCCCAGAGGGCACCCCGAGCCCACCAUCUCCUGGAAACGAAACAACAUGCGGGUGAACGACAAGGACGAGAGAAUAACGAUCCGUGGAGGAAAGCUGAUGAUUUCCAACACCAGGAAGAGCGAUGCUGGGAUGUACGUGUGUGUUGGGACCAACAUGGUGGGGGAGAAGGACAGCGAUCCAGCAGAGCUGGUGGUGUUCGAGCGGCCCGUCUUCACCAAGCAGCCGGUGAACCAGGUGGUGCUGGCCGACGACACGGUGGACUUCUUCUGCGAGGUGCACGGAGACCCCACCCCCACCAUCCGCUGGCGGAGGGAGGAGGGGGAGCUGCCCCGGGGCAGGUUUGAGAUCCGCAGUGACAACAGUCUGCGUCUGAGCCAGGUGAAGGCCGAGGACGAAGGCUCCUACACCUGCGUGUCGGAGAACAGCGUGGGGAAAGCCGAGGCUUCGGGCGUCCUGCAGGUGCACGUGGGUCCGUCCUUGCCGCCUCAGAUCGUGGUUCGGCCGCGGGACCAGAUCACGGCGCCGGGCCGCACCGUCACCUUCCUGUGCGGCACCAAAGGGAACCCUCCUCCAGCCGUCUUCUGGCAGAAGGAAGGCAGCCAGAUCCUGCUCUUCCCGAUCCAGGAGCCGUCCCAGUCCGGCCGCUUCUCCGUGUCGCUGAGCGGCGAGCUGACCGUCACCGACGUCCGGGUGGAGGACAGCGGCUACUACAUCUGUCAGGCCAUCAGCGUGGCGGGAAGCAUCCUGACCAAAGCUCUGCUGGAGGUGGAGAGCGCUCCGUCGGACCGGGUCCCGCCCAUCAUCCGCCAGGGACCGGCCAAUCACACGCUGGCGCCGGGCGCCACCGCCCAGCUGCACUGCCACAUCCUGGGGAACCCCGUCCCCAGCAUCCAGUGGGAGAAGGACGGCCAGAGGAUCCUGGGGAACGACGGGCGGGUCAGCCUGAUGGAGAACGGAACCUUCCAGAUCACCAACCUGCAGGAGACGGACUCCGGAGUGUACACCUGCCUGGCUUCCAGCUCCAGCGGGGAGACGAGUUGGAGUGGAGUGCUCACAGUCAAAGACAGCGCCGAAGCCUCGGUGGCCCAGACGGCCGAGCCCUUCCAGCUGCCCGGCCCGCCGCACAAGCCCAUCGUCACCGACGUGUCCAAGAACAGCGUGUCCCUGACCUGGCAGCCCAACGCCCACGAGGGGGGCGCCGCCGUCACCUCCUACAUCAUCGAGGCCUUCAGCCAAUCAGCAGGCAGCACGUGGCAGACGGUGGCCGACAUGGUGAGGAUGGAGACGCACACCAUCACUGGUCUGCUGCCCAACACCAUCUACCUGUUCAUCGUCCGAGCCGUCAACGCGUACGGCCUGAGCGACCCCAGCCCCAUCUCCGAGCCCGUCAGGACCCAGGACGUCAGUCCCACCGGUCAGGGCGUGGACCACCGGCAGGUCCAGAGGGAGCUGGGAGAGGUGGCGGUGCAGCUCCAGGACCCGCUGACCCUGAGCCCGGCCUCCAUCCGGGUGUCCUGGACCGUGGACCGCCAGUCCCAGUACGUGCAGGGCUACCGGCUCUUCUACCGGCCCAGCGGGGGGUCCUGGCUCCUGCAGGACAUCAACUCCCCCUCCGAGCGCAGCACCGUGCUCACCGGCCUGCUCAAGGGCUCCGAGUACGAGGUCAAGAUCCGGCCCUACUUCGAUGAGUUCCAGGGGAAGGACAGCCGGACGCUGCUGGUUCGAACCCCGGAAGAAGUCCCCAGCGCUCCACCCAGGGCCGUGACGGUGGCAACAGUGAAGCUGAGCAACGGCUCCGGCAUCAGCGUCUCCUGGGAGCCUCCGCCCAGCGACAUGCAGAACGGCAUCAUCCAGGAGUACAGGGUUUGGUGCGUGGGCAGCGGCGGGGACAACCAGACCCGGUACUACAUCAACCGGACGGUGGACGGGAACACGCUGUCCACGCUGCUGAAGGGGCUGCUGCCCGGCCUGCUGUACCAGGUGGAGGUGGCGGCGGUGACCGGCGCCGGCGUGGGGACGCGCAGCCCGCCGGCGUCCGUCCUCAUCAAGCCGCCAGCCGAGCAGCCCUCGGUGGCGGGGAGCGGCGGCGGCGAGGCCGACGGCGAGGAGAGCAGCGUCAGCCUGGCGGAGCAGAUCACCGACGUGGUGAAGCAGCCGGCCUUCAUCGCCGGCAUCGGCGGCGCCUGCUGGGUCAUCCUGAUGGGCUUCAGCGUCUGGAUCUACUGCCGCCGCAAGAAGAGGAAGGAGCUGAGCCACUACACCGCCUCCUUCGCCUACACGCCGGCAGUUGGUUUUCCUCACGGAGAAGCGUCGGGCCUCAAUGGAAGGCCCGGCGUUCUCGGGGGGAACAUGGGGAACUACCCCUGGCUGGCCGACUCCUGGCCCACCACCAACCUGGUGCACAGCGGGAAGGAGGCGGUGAGCUGCUGCACGGCCAACCACGACACGGCGGAGAGGUACUACAACGAGGCUGGCAUCUCCAACUACCUGACCCAGACAGAGAAGUACAGCAUGGGGGGCUCCACCGAGGGUCCGAUCUACAGCACCAUCGACGCCACCAGUGAGGACCUGCACAGCUUCACCUACGCCCAGCACAGCUCCACCGCGCCGUACGCCUCCACCUCCAUCAUGCCGUUCAGCGCCGGCCCCCCGGCCGCAGAGCAGGCGGAGGACGGGCACUGGAUCAGCCAGCCCGGGCCCUCGGGGGCCCAGUACGCCCAGCCGGACCGCUGCAGUGCAGGGAAGCCCAAGCCGAAGGUGAUGGGGAAGGCGGUGAAGACCCCGUCCCUGACCUGGAUGGAGGCGUUGCCCCCCCCUCCACCCAUCGGGGAGCUGGAGCAGAGCGAGCCGGACCAGCUGCUCCCGGACCACCGGGACAUGGACAUCGGCUCGGAGGAGGAGUGGUGCCCCCCCCUCCCGGAGAGGACCUACCUGAUGGAGGGCUGCGAGGACGGCCCGGCGCCGCCUCAGCGGAACGCCGCCUCGUCUCCCGCCACGUCCUACAGCCACCAGUCCACCGCCACGCUCACCCCGUCCCCCCACGAGGAGCCCCGCCCCCCGCCGCUGGACCAGCAGCUGUCCCGCAGACGGUUGCCCUGCGGUCCGGUGCCGGCCCCCCAGGCGCCCGGCUCGCCGCUCGCCCACUCUAACCCCGCCCUGCUCGGCCCGUCGGAGGCCGGGACGCUGCAGUGCCAGACCCCGACCCCGCGCUGCCUGCAGAACCAGGGUCCGGCCCCCCAGGAGGACCACAGCGGAGCCAGCACGCCGGUGCACGGACGCCCUCCCCCCACAGACACGUGCACGCCCCCCAACCAAAAGUCCAGAGUGAAGAAGAAGGGCUCCAAGACUUCGUCCUACAGACGAGAUAUGCAAGGAGACCUGCCGCCUCCUCCGGAGCCCCCCCCAGAGGACGAGCGGCUGCAGGCGCCCCCGGCGUGCACGGAGGCCGGCGGCGGCGGCGGCGGCCUUGCUAACGGCCUGUCGUCUCUGGAGAGGAGCGAGUUCAGCAGCCAGCAGAGGAAAGGCUCGGGACCGAGACACGGAGACGGUGAGGACCUGAUGGCGUACGGCGGGAAGGCCGGCUUCCUGUCCCGGAGCCAGAUGUCCAGUAACUGCUCCACCACAGGAAGCUGCUCGUCCCGAGGCUCCACCGGCUCCCGGGGGCCCGGCUCGGCCCGCAAACAGCACGAGGAAAUGAGAUAAGGACGGCAGGAAGCGCGUCCUCCUCCUGCUGCUCCUCCACCCGGGACCCUGAGGACCGCCCCCCCCCUCGGUGACCGUCCGCCCGGCGUUCCGGGUUCUCCCCCCUUUUUGCGCCUCCGUUCUGUAAAUACCUGCCGUUCCGUUCUCUCCCGCUCGCAGGGAAUCAGAUGUAUAUUGUAUUUAUGAGAAUUCAAAAACAAAAAAAAGUGGAAAAGUCUGUUCUGAUGAAACCAAGUCUUCUUGAAUGUGCCAACUUUUAGUCCAGAUGUAAAGUUUGGUUGUUUUUUUUAUUUUAUUUUGUUUUCCUGCUCGGAGGCGUUUGAACUACUGUUGCACUCAUGUUGUGAUGAAAACAACAGACGAUACCAAGCACAACGGUCCAGAGGGGGCGGAGCCAGAACUGAGUGGGUCCUGGAGCAGCCCACCCCCCCACCGGACCCCCCCCCCCCCACCGACCCCCCCCCCCCCCCACCCACCCAGGACCCCGUGGUCUGCUCCGAAUGUCCCUGUUCUCCGGUUCCUGACUGACAGGCGUCAUGAAGGUUUGAUUGUAACCCCGCCCACUCUGAACCCCGCCCUCUCUAAACCCCGCCCCCCUCUGACCCCCGCCCC
Molecule: messenger RNA, 5124 nt
Organism: Salarias fasciatus (jewelled blenny)
Lineage: Eukaryota; Metazoa; Chordata; Actinopteri; Blenniiformes; Blenniidae
Gene: robo3
Product: roundabout, axon guidance receptor, homolog 3 (Drosophila)
Exons: 28
Coding region: 337-4512 (1391 amino acids)
Cellular component (GO): neuron projection
Molecular function (GO): protein binding
Source: RefSeq, a predicted model, not a curated record